AUGCAGGGGGCUGACUGCUUCUACGGUGCCAUGCGGGACAGGGCCAAUCUCCUUUGGAGAGUGCAGCGAAUGUGGUGCCAAGCGUGCCAGAAGAUCAUCUUGGGCUUUGAAGAGCAGGAUGCCUUAGACAUCUUCGUGGCACACUUGAGAGGAAAAGAUCACGCAAAAAAGGUGAGGCAGUUGACGGAAGAUCAGGUGUGGCAAAGAUUCCAAAGCAUCGCGAAUUGCAGCAUUUGGCUGAAUCACCGCUCUGGUGAAGUCUGGAAAGACAGGAGCUGCCUCUGGCAAGCUUCAACGGAGGAAGAGAUGCACUCCCAAAAGAGGCCCUUGGACUGGUCGGUGUGGCACCGCACGGUGCACGCGCGGGAGGCGAGCCUGCAGAGGCCCCUCACCGCGUUCCUCCAUGCCUCGGACCCGGGGAACGGCACGGUGGACACGGUCGACACCGCGCGCGUGGCUGACCACUCAGGCGAGCCGGCAAAGGCCCUAACCAGUCUUCGGCCGCAUGCCUACCAGCUCAAGACCCAGCUCUGGGAGGACAUGGUGGAGAAGGAUGAAAUCAAGCGGGACUUGACUGCUUCAUCCUUCGAUUGGAAGACGUAUCUCCAGGGAAUGCCAAAGCUGCAGAACGACCUGCAGGUGUUGUCCUUCUGUGCCGAGCUCCACAGGAGCGCCAGAUGCAGGUGGACGGACUUGCCGCAGUUCCAUUUUGUGGCAUACACCGAGAAGUGGCGGAUCCUUAUAAGCCAGCACAGAGACAGGAGAUGCAUCCUCAUCUAUGAAGAUCUGCGCGGGAACUUCCUUUGUCUUGAGGAUGCGCCGCUUGGAGAAUGCCCUCGCGCGCCAAAUCCGCGCGAGAGCGACGUGGUUCAAGCGUUUGGAGGAAACUCCUGGCACAUGCGGAGGCUGAAGAAGAAGUUCGGCGCCACUGGCAGCUUCAAGGAGCUUGUGAAGAAGUUCCUCCGCAUAGGUGGCGAUCUCUUGGAUUUUGCUUGCCGGCAUGACCUGCUGGAGUUCUCUGGUGUACGCCUGCACUGGCGGCUGAAGAGCGACCAAGUGGAGCAGGAUUGGCGAGCCUUCUUGAGGAAAGAAGGGCAGGCAUGCGGCUUCGGUGACGCGAUCUUUGAUGAGGCUGUGGACUGCCACAUGAUGCACGAGGACAUCAGCCGCGCUUUGGACCGCUUUCUGCAGGCCGGAAGUGCUGCCGCAUGGUCUGCGUGCUGCGUGCAGAUCCGGCGCUGUCGCCAGUGCACCGACCACUUCCAGGCAGCUCUGCUGGCGCCGUCGGUGCAAGACGCAUGGAGGCACGUGGGUGAUAUGCUUUGGUCUGGAAAUUGGACACUGCCCGUGGACAAGAUCUACUUCACACAUUCGUGGAUCAGCCGCCGUUUCAAGGAGGGCUCGCAUUUGCAGAGCACCGUGGGCCAGCUGCUCUCUGGCCGAACCAGCGUGCAGCAGAUACCCCAGAUCCGAGUGCUGCACUACCACGGCAAAUACCAUUCCGUCGACAAUCGCAGACUGUGGUGCUUCAAGGAAUACCAGCGGCAGUCCGGAAUCCCGUGUUGGACCCGUGUGACGCUGCACUCGUUGGCCGGGCCUGGCAAGCUGGCGGGCCAGCGCAACUUCCUUCUGAAGUUCUUUGAUGCCUUCUCUAGCAGGAACGAAGGGGAGUUCGUCCAGAUCAGGUCCAUAACGUCUUUCGCCUGGCAGGAACCCUGCAUCAACGAGGAGCUGCAGGGGCUGCAGUUGGCUCUCCAUCGACUCCACUGCGAGCACCAGGAGGCGCACAGCAGCAGCGAGCUGCGGCGCAGCGAGGCCCAGGCGGAGGCGCAGGCGAGCUCGGAGCUGCAGCGCCGUUUGGCCAGGCGCUCGCAGUGCCGCGCGGAACUGUCCCGAGAUCGCCAGCUCUUUGGGUUCCCAGUGCCAGCCAUGGAGCGGAACAUCGAUGCCACGCUCUGCCUCGAGAAGCCGAGCGGAUUCGAGAACCCGCUAGAGCUGGAGCUGCGCAAGCUUCGGCAGUUCCUGGAGGAGCAAUUUUCGACUCAGCUGCAGCUGCUCCAAGAACUUAAGAAGCCCAGUGAGGCCCACUCGGCCGGACCCGCACGGACAACAAGAGUGGCGGCGCCAGUUGGCCCUGCAGCGGGGGACAUGUCCUUGGGCGCCAUUUCGCACACAGGAGACAUCCUCCCGAACCUUCGCCGCGUCGAAGCGACCCCCAGCGGCCCUACAUCUGUGGCCAGCGAGCCCGUAUCGUCGGUUGAAACCGCUGACUGGGGCAAGCAGCACGAGAAGGAGCGCAGGAAGCAGGCCCACGAAGCUCAACGCAAGGCUCUCCCACCGGUCUUUUCUGGUGAGUUCACUGACCAGGCAGCACCGACUCCCAGCGCAUACCUCCAGUUGACGGUCGCCUCGGGCCUCAUCGUGAAUUCGUCCUACUUCGCCAUUGGCAUCCAGAUGGUGAUCUUGGGGAAUCUGCUGAUCCUGGGCAUAGAGGUAGACACCGCUGCGGCAUUGCCUUUGGGGCAGGUGCCUGCCUGGUUCCAGGUGGCAAACUAUUUCAUCGUGGCUGUGUUCACUGUGGAGCUGCUGUUGAAGUUCAUGGCAUUUGGAUGCCGGGAGUUUUUCUGCAGCCGCGACAGAGUUUGGAACAUGUUUGACAUGAUCAUCGUGUUCAUCUCGCUUAUGGAGACUGGUAUCGAGCUGGUGGCUAAAGCGGCUUCAGCCGGCGCGGACAUGAACACCAGCCACCUCCGUGCCAUGCGUUUAGCGCGCUUGGUCCGGACUCUGCGGAGUGUGCGCGUCAUCCGGCUCCUGAGGUACGUCAGCUCCUUGCGCACCAUCAUGAUCUCCAUCGUGAGCACCAUGGGAUCGCUCUUCUGGACUUUGGUCUUGCUGCUGCUGGUCUUCUACACCUUCGCAGUGAUUCUGACACAGCUCGUGUCGGACUACUGCAAGUACGACCUGCAAGUAGACACAUUGGCCUCCUGCAACUACCACGACGUUGCCUAUUGGUCCAGCGUCCCAGAAAGUAUGCUGACCCUCUUCUUGUCCAUCUCGGGCGGCCUCAGCUGGAUAGAUGCGCUGUCGCCUUUGCGCCAGAUCGGGCCAAUUGCGGUGGGAAGCAUGUUGCUGUAUAUUGUGCUGACCAUCUUUGCAAUUUUGAACGUAGUGACCGGCGUAUUUUGCAACAACGCGAUCGACAGUGCAAAGGCUGACAAGGACAUUGCAGUCAUGAAGCAGAUGCACAAGCACGAGUCAGGGCGUUGCGUGAAAUCUUUGCGGAGAUCGACGGGGACUCCUCAGAGAAGAUUACCUUCAGUGAAUUGA
Molecule: messenger RNA, 3327 nt
Organism: Effrenium voratum
Lineage: Eukaryota; Dinophyceae; Suessiales; Symbiodiniaceae
Source: the annotation of a GenBank genome assembly